AUGGAGGAAGCAACGCUAGUACUCAUAAGUACUUUCAACAUCGGGAGCAUCGUCGUCAAGAUGGCGCUCUUCGUGAGGCGCAGACGGCAGUACUCUGCCCUGGUCCGACGAGUGGACGGUCUGAUGCUGGUGCAGGGCGAACUCUGCUCCCAGGACCCGGUCCUCGGGCACUUGCUGUGGCGCUCCAAGAGGACUGCGGCCCGCCUUACCAGGGCCAUGCUGCUACUCAUGGUGUCCCAGUACGCCACGUGGUACCCCAUGCCGCUCAUCAUGAAAGGAGGUGCGCGCCGUUUGCCCCUAGCGCAGCAUCCCUGGGACAACAACAGCAAUUAUUACGAGCUGUCAUACGCUGUGCAGUGCAUGGCCGGAGCGUGGAUGACGCAGAUCAGCUUCGGCAUCGACUGCCUCUUUGUGUCCAUCAUGAUCCUGGUGGCCGCGCAGAUGAAGAUCCUCGCGUCGCGAGUGGCCCGUCUGAAGAUGCGUGGCGACGGAUUUUGGCGCAAGCGGCACGCGAUUAAAAGUACCGGAGACAAUGUAUACAGAGAAUUGUGUCUCUGUAUUGAAACCCAUCAAGAGCUUCUCAGGUACGUUGAAAAGCGCCUACUAAUUUCAAUGAAUUUUGCGAAGCUUGUCUUGGUCAACGAAUGGAGCACGCACGAGGAAUGGACCACGUGCUUAUAA
This is a messenger RNA of Schistocerca americana (American grasshopper), 681 nucleotides long. RefSeq lists its product as uncharacterized. NCBI's taxonomy places the organism in Eukaryota, Metazoa, Arthropoda, Insecta, Orthoptera, Acrididae. Gene Ontology annotation, cellular component: plasma membrane. The transcript has a single exon. The record is from RefSeq and is a predicted model, not a curated record. Gene Ontology annotation, biological process: detection of chemical stimulus involved in sensory perception of smell; sensory perception of smell. The coding region runs from base 1 to 681 and encodes 226 amino acids. Gene Ontology annotation, molecular function: olfactory receptor activity; odorant binding.